UGUUCUGACUGGUACCAACGAAUUUUAGUCGGAGUUGCAAACAGAGGGUCGAAUUUUAGGUGUUUGUGCACGCAUGUAUUAUUCCUUCCCUUUUCCAACCAGCAAAAACCAGAGAUGACGUUGGCUGUUGAUCUUCUUAAUCCCUCCCUUGAUUCGGAAAAAAGACAGCACAAGUUGAAGAGACUUGUGCAGUCUCCUAACUCCUACUUCAUGGACGUUAAGUGCCCUGGCUGCUUCAACAUUACCACUGUCUUCAGCCACGCUCAGACUGUCGUUCUUUGCUCUUCUUGCGCAACCGUCCUUUGCCAACCCACUGGUGGUCGCGCUCGUUUGACUGAGGGCUGCUCUUUCCGCAGAAAGCUCAACUAAAAUCGGUCGCUUUGUUUUGUCCGCUUUGUUUCACAUACCGGUGCGGCUCGAUAGAUUCAAUA
Molecule: messenger RNA, 431 nt
Organism: Umbelopsis ramanniana AG
Lineage: Eukaryota; Fungi; Mucoromycota; Umbelopsidomycetes; Umbelopsidales; Umbelopsidaceae
Exons: 4
Coding region: 115-369 (84 amino acids)
Biological process (GO): ribosomal small subunit assembly; translation
Cellular component (GO): cytosolic small ribosomal subunit; ribosome
Molecular function (GO): structural constituent of ribosome; RNA binding
Source: RefSeq, a predicted model, not a curated record